AAGCUUGAGUUGAGAGAUCGUAAGUUUGAGGCGAUGCCGGAGGAAGACGAGUUCAAGGACGACAAGUACAAGCAGGCACUGCAGCAGCAGCUCAUGUCCGAUGACGAGGACGAGUACGACGAGGCGACGGGGAAAAAAACGGGAAGAUACGUGUCGCGCCCGCCAACAUAUCGGUCUGAACUGCUCAAACGGUUCCUUGCUGCUGUUGACGCAAUUCCCGACCCAAAGGGGAGUACAAAGUAUGUGACACGCGUUCGUGGUGAGCCGGUGGACGUCCCGAUUCCCUACAUACGUGCUUUUCCUUUGCGAGCACGCCGUUGGAUGAUCUGCCUCGUGUGGUUAGCUCUGGCUGACAACAAGCGAUGGGACACAAACGAGCGUCUCAUUGGGAACGGAAAGUUGUGGGGCGAUGCAAAGGAUCCGGAAGAGACAGUCGAGAAGAAACGGAAGGUGAAGGAUGAAAAGGCGGACAUGAGGAAGAAGCUGAAGUUGGUGGGAGGAAAAGCUGUCAUGGGGACCCGGGGUGGUAAGCCAGCGACGAAGAAUAAAAGAGGUAUCAUACCUGAUGUUGGGUCAUCUAAGCAGGCUGCAGAGAUGGCUGCAGCCGCUGACGAGGAAUGA
This is a messenger RNA of Coniophora puteana RWD-64-598 SS2, 621 nucleotides long. RefSeq lists its product as uncharacterized. The transcript is spliced from 2 exons. The annotation marks the transcript as partial. The record is from RefSeq and is a predicted model, not a curated record. Lineage: Eukaryota; Fungi; Basidiomycota; Agaricomycetes; Boletales; Coniophoraceae.